CUGGCUCGGGCCCCGCCCCUCGGGGCGGCUCUGCGCAUGCUCGGCAGUGCGGGCGGCCAAGCGGGCGGCGGCGAUCUGGAGACCCCCGAGGGAUGGAAGCGCCGGCGCCGGCGGAGGCGGCGGGAUGCGAGGAGCUCGAUAUGGACGUGAUGAGGCCCUUAAUAAACGAGCAGAAUUUCGAUGGGACGUCGGACGAGGAGCAGGAACAGAUGAUCCUGCCAGUGCAGAAGCACUACCAGCUCGACGGGCAGCAUGGGAUUUCAUUCAUGCAGACGCUGAUGCAUCUUCUUAAGGGGAACAUUGGAACCGGCCUUUUAGGACUCCCCUUGGCAAUAAAGAAUGCCGGCAUUGUGCUUGGACCAAUCAGCCUUGUGUUUAUAGGAAUUAUUUCCGUCCACUGUAUGCACAUAUUGGUACGUUGCAGUCACUUUCUAUGUCAGAGGUUUAAGAAGUCAACACUGGGGUACAGUGACACUGUGAGUUUUGCUAUGGAGGCCAGCCCAUGGAGUUGUCUUCAGCGGCAGGCGGCGUGGGGGCGGAGCGUGGUCGACUUUUUUCUGGUGAUAACGCAGCUGGGAUUCUGCAGCGUCUAUAUCGUCUUCUUAGCCGAGAACGUGAAACAAGUUCACGAAGGCCUUCUGGGGAGCACAGUGCUGGUUUCCAACAGCACAGAUCCAUCUCUUGCCUGUGAGAGAAGAAGUGUGGACCUCAGGGUCUAUAUGCUCUGCUUCCUCCCAUUUAUAAUUCUCUUGGUCUUCAUUCGUGAGCUGAAGAAUCUCUUCAUACUUUCCUUCCUUGCCAACAUUUCCAUGGCUGCCAGUCUUGUGAUAAUUUACCAGUAUGUUGUCAGGAACAUGCCAGAUCCCCACAAUCUUCCAGUUGUGGCCGGUUGGAAGAAAUACCCACUGUUUUUUGGUACUGCUGUAUUUGCUUUUGAAGGCAUAGGAGUGGUGCUUCCCCUGGAAAACCAAAUGAAGGAGUCCAAACGCUUCCCUCAGGCCCUGAACAUCGGCAUGGCGAUCGUCACAGUACUAUACAUCAGCUUGGCCACUUUAGGCUACAUGUGUUUCCGUGAUGAAAUCAAGGGCAGCAUUACACUGAAUCUGCCCCAGGACAUGUGGUUGUAUCAGUCUGUGAAAAUUCUGUAUUCCUUUGGCAUUUUCGUGACCUAUUCAAUUCAGUUCUAUGUUCCAGCAGAGAUCAUUAUCCCUGGAGUCACUGCCAGACUUCAUGCCAAAUGGAGGCGCAUCUGUGAAUUUGGGAUACGGUCCUUCUUGGUUAGUAUCACCUGUGCUGGGGCGAUUCUCAUUCCUCGUCUCGACAUCGUGAUCUCCUUCGUUGGGGCUGUAAGCAGCAGCACGCUGGCCCUGAUCCUGCCGCCGCUCGUGGAAAUCCUUACGUUUUCUAAGGAGCAUUACAACAUAUGGAUGAUGCUGAAAAACAUCUCCAUAGCAUUCACUGGAGUCGUCGGCUUCUUGUUGGGCACGUAUGUCACUGUUGAAGAGAUUAUUUAUCCGACUACAGUAGCUGUAGCAGGCACCUCCCAGAGUCUCUCUCUGAAUGUGAACUCCACAUGCGCAGCGUCUGGGCUGUGAGUCUUCGGUUGUUGCCCCAUUCUGACAGCAGAUUAAGAACCAGUACAGUCACCAUGCAUUUAAGCACAGUGCCAAACUCUUGUUUUGGUUGGAGAGUAUUGCGGUUGGACUGGGACCUGGCCAUCUUUUGCAGUUGUGUAAACUAUGGCAGAUUCUUGCUUUUAUCUAAUGACAAUGAAAAAUUUAAAAUUAGCGUUGAAAAACUGAAAAAAAUUAAAAUCCAAACCUUCAAACAAUAAGCAUACCCUAUUAUUUGUUUCUGUAAGAAACACUUUGAAUAAGAAUUAUCUUUCUUGCCACUAUUGAGAAGAUAAAGGCAUUCAACAUUGUGGAAAUUAAAUAGGGACAUAGUUAAUAGGAUCUUUCUGGAGAUUCCCAUAAAGCAAAGUAAGCCUCCUGUGUAUGUUUAUGAAAAUGCAUCAGUUGCAUUUUUAUUGCAUGGGUAAUGCUUCUGACAGCCCCUGGAAGGACAGACGAUUCCCACUGACCGUCUUGUAGAUAUUAGAAAGCUCGCAGAGCCAGAAUCACCUCACUGUUAGGCUUUACAGACAGUAGGGCUCCAUAGCCACUGGGAAGUACUGAGCAAGGUUCUGAUCUGUUUGGGUUGUGGGCAAAAAGGCCGCUGAGGUUUCUGGAAUUCCCCUCUCUUAGUUACUGUCUUAGUUGGGGUUUCUCUUGCUAUGACACAGCAUCAUGACCAAAAGCAACCUAGGGUACAAAGAGUUGAUUUCAGUUUAUACCUCCACAUCACAGCCAUCAUCAAAGGAAGUCAAGACAAGAACUCAGGGCAGGAACCUGGAGGCAGGCGCUGAUGCAGAAGUUAUGGGACGAUACUGCUCAUGGCUUGCUCAGCCUGCUUUCUUAUAGCACCAGCCCAGAGGUGGCACCACCCACCAUGGACUGGGCCCUUCCUAAUUGAUCAUCAACCUGGAGAACUAUCCCACAGACUUACCUGCAGGUUAGUCUUACAGAGACAUUUUCUCAGCUGAGACUCUCUUCCAAAUUGAUUCUAGAUGUGUCAAGACAGGGCAGUUAGCAUUGUAGGAAAUGGAGUCUCAGAAUGUCAGAUGACUUCAUCAAGAGCACUUAUCCUAGUCAAGAGAACCCAAAAUUUGUUCCAUAAAAAGAUCUUUUAAAAAUUAUUUUUCAUGUUACAGUCAAGAAAGAUGAAAAAUUACAUACAGCUUAAUUUAGUGUAGAUUUUAUUCAAUUAUAUUUUCAUCUUUGAUAGUGUAUGUCUGAUAUAUUUGAAUAUAUGUGACAGAAAAAUCCAAGAAUCCUGCCUGUGACUUUAUAGACCUCAUACAGGAAGAGAAGCUAACAUUUCCUUAUAGGUACGUGACAAAGUACAGGAUUUUGGAUCGCCCCAGCCCUGUAGCAAGUCCUUACUGUAAUCUCUCCGUGAUCUGAACGGGCAGAGGGACCCACAAUGCAUACUUAGGAGACUUGAAACAAUUAGGAACUGUCUAGAAAAAACUGAGAUGCUUCAGGCACUGUCAUAGAAAAUGCCUCCUUCCUUCCAUCUCCAAAUACAUUAGCCAAGGCAAACAAGCUCAUUUGAUGAUGAAGAUAGGAAUUCUGGCAUUUAAAGGAACGAGUGCUGGGUCUUCUGGACUUCUCAGCCUUGGUUCUCCUGUGCGUUAGUCUGUAAGAUGUCACCAAGCUCUCUGUGGAAUUCUCUAUUUUUCUAUGUAUACGUUAACUUAUUCAGGUUCAGCUUUGCUUACGUCAUUACUUUGUCUUCAACUGUGAGCCUAUAAAUAUAUCAGAAGCUUUAUUUUGGUAUGAAUUCAUAAGAACCAAAACUUUAAAAACAUUUAUGUUAGAUAUUUCUAAUAAUUGUUUAUGCUAUUUUAUGUUAAAUCAUUACUCCACGUCUCUAGUCUUGUGCAGAGACAGUGGGUGAGGUUGUGGGGACAGUAGUUUCAUAGGAAUUCCACUGUGAGCACUGUAGUAGAUAUUUAAAAAUGUGCAGUGGUGUACAGGGGUUAAAAGCUCACAGCUCGGGGCAGCGCAAGCUCUUGUUUAGCUGCCUUUGCGAGUAUUCUCCACUCUGAGUGCUCAGUUUUAGUUUUGCAUCUCCACCUGUUACUUGUGGAAUUCACCAGGUGUGAUGGGUUUUUACACAAUGGGUCACUGCAUGACUCUAGGUUCUGCACCCACAGUGUGACAUCUCAGCCAGGAUUUCCCGCACAGUGGGCUGCUGCACCAGCACCCAUGCGGAAAUCCCCAGGUUAUCAACACAAGAGAAGUCCUUGACAGAAAGGAGCGUAGGCUGACAGAAGAAGAAAGUUUUUGGUUUUAUUGUGAAACACUGUUUAGAUAUAAACUGUAAAAGGCAUACACUCUUGUUCUUUAAGGGUGCCCAAAGAUAUACUUAUCAUUUUAUCAUUUUUCUAUAAUACUUAGUUUUACAUAAUUUUCUAAAGAUUUUUGGAGAAGAUAUUUUGAUUCUAGCAGCUGUUUCUUUUGUUUGGGGGCUCCAAGAAGGGGAAGCUGCCACACACGCUGAACUCACGUUUGCUAGUUCCCAUCACACUGGGAACUUUCCCAGAAAGCUAGCCAGUUGUAUGGGUGCCAUUCCCACUGUGGGGCCGUGAGAGGAGAGCUGUGGGCUAACCUCAGUUAUCUGCCACCUGCUUCUGUUCCCUGAGCUCCAGAGUGUUCCCAGGCAUCUGAGGGCAUUCGUCAGAACACUGGUCCCACACAGCUUUUAACACGUGGCCCAGUUUCUUCACGGCUAAGAAGCAGGAGCUGAGAGAGUUUCAGCUUAGAUAGUCAUAGAAAGCAAACUGGCAUUUGCUGUUCCCCACUACCCCGUUCUGCUCUCUCUGACUUGUCACUAAAGCCGGGUGAGUCUUGUGAGAUGGACUCUUUGAAGAGUUUGUAAUCCAUUUAUGGCAGUGCACUUGUGAGUUACCCAACAGGGUUUGAGCUUUGACAUGUUCCUAGUCCUAGAACAUGUCAGCUUAAGUGCAUAUGGCUGCCAUGUCUCACAGCAUCUUAUCAGCUCCCUGUUCCACUUCAGUCCCCACAGAUGCCAGUGCGGUGAUCGCUGGCAACAUACAUUAGGUAUUGUGCACAGCUCCCUUUCCUUCCAAGAUGGAAAAGAUACAGAACAAGCCAAUGGAGAUAAUAAAUACACUUGUUUAUAUCAACAGAUGUUAACUGUAGAGCAAUAAAACCAUUGGUUGAAAUAUAAUGCAUCAAUAGUGUAAAAUUAUAAAAUAUUGGAAAUGGGUUUAUUUUGAUCAGCUCAGUCCAGUUAUCUUCCCUUAAUUAAGAAGAUGUGAGAAAUUUGUCUAGGAGGUAGCAGACUGCUUCUUCUCAUUAAAUGCCUGUAUGUACUUGAGCACACAUGACUUACUUCCUGGAUUGGCUUGGUUUAGACCCAGCAUAUAAAAGAAAUAUGUCGAGGUCUAGAAUUGAUUGCCUAGCAAGCGGAAUGACAAAUCACCCAACUGCUCAGAUUUCCUGUUAGAACUGGCUACUCUCUAGGUGUAUCCAUGCAUGUCACCCCAGAGGGACUCACAGCUGACUCCAUUUCAGCUACUCUGCCACAGAUCGGACCAGAAUGAUGAUCACACGGGAAAACGUGUUCGUGACAUGAAAAAGUCGGGCUGCAGAUCUUUGUUUUUCAUUGUUAGCUUUAUUGAAAGUCAAGUGUCAUUAGACUUGUGUCUUAUAAUUUAUUAUUCUUUGUAAAAGAAGUUGGAAAGUGUCUGAAAAUACUGUGACUUCUGAAUUGUCAAUAAAGUAUAAUUAUUUUGCUUGCUAUUAAAUGCUUUUAAGUUUUUCAUUUAUAAGGUUAAAUAAAAUGGAAAAUAUCCUAGCUAAAAAUGCA
Microtus ochrogaster (prairie vole) is the source of this 5439-nucleotide messenger RNA. RefSeq names its product solute carrier family 36 member 4 (gene Slc36a4). The record is from RefSeq and is a predicted model, not a curated record. Gene Ontology annotation, molecular function: L-alanine transmembrane transporter activity; L-proline transmembrane transporter activity. NCBI's taxonomy places the organism in Eukaryota, Metazoa, Chordata, Mammalia, Rodentia, Cricetidae. Gene Ontology annotation, cellular component: vacuolar membrane. Gene Ontology annotation, biological process: L-alanine transport; amino acid transmembrane transport.